This is a messenger RNA of Drosophila serrata, 954 nucleotides long. Its product is annotated as transmembrane protease serine 9-like. Lineage: Eukaryota; Metazoa; Arthropoda; Insecta; Diptera; Drosophilidae. The record is from RefSeq and is a predicted model, not a curated record. Gene Ontology annotation, biological process: proteolysis. Gene Ontology annotation, molecular function: serine-type endopeptidase activity.
GGAGCGGAUCAAAUGAAUCAAGAAAUAUAAUUUCAAUAAAUUGGCUUCAGUUGCUUCACACAGCUGUCGUUGUGAUGACGUGCUUUACCGGUGUAGCUCUUGUCCUCGGAGUAUUCUGUCUCGCGAUCUCUGCCGAAUAUUUGGAGCCAAAUUGCGGCAUUGGGGACAAUCCCAUGGGAUUUCGAAUAUUUAACGGCACAGACGCACAAAUCAAUAUCCAUUCAUGGAUGGCCUAUCUGCAUACUUUCAACAGAUUCGUUUGUGGUGGCACUCUCAUUCAUCCACGCUUCAUCCUCACUGCCGCCCACUGCUUGCAGCCUGGAUUGAAGGCCCGCCUUGGCGAAUAUGAUUAUAUGACCAGGAGAGAUUGCACCGUUCACGGUUGCUCUCCAAGAUCGGAGGAGCACGACAUUGACAUGUAUAUACCGCACGGAUAUUUUUCCUUAAAAACGGGAGCCAAUGACAUUGCGCUGCUCCGUUUGUCGCAGUCGGUGGAGUACAAGGAGCACAUAAAAUCAAUUUGCAUCAUCUUGGAUCCCUGGGAGAGGCCGUAUCUCCCUUACCUCAAACAUUUCAUCGCCACAGGCUGGGGCGAAACUGGAAGAAGCCGGACCCGUGGAUCGCUCCAGGAGGUAACCUUACAACGCUACGCACCCGAGCGCUGCGAAGCUCGUUUCACGAGGGUCCUGCAGGAGGAUCAAUUUUGUGCGGGCAGCCCCUACGGCGACACUUGUCAGGGCGACUCCGGAGGACCGCUCGGCCAGAGCUUGACCCAUAACGACGAGACGCGAUAUGUCCAGUUAGGAGUGGUUAGUUACGGGAGUUCGGAAUGCUCCGGCGUCGGGGUGUACACGGACGUUGUUGUCCAUACGCCGUGGAUCCAACGUAUGGUCCAAAUGUACAACAGAAAAUGAUUUUAUACAUUUGCCAUUGUAUUUGUAUAUAUGUAGCUUC